This is a messenger RNA of Nicotiana tabacum (common tobacco), 2393 nucleotides long. Its product is annotated as scarecrow-like protein 3. NCBI's taxonomy places the organism in Eukaryota, Viridiplantae, Streptophyta, Magnoliopsida, Solanales, Solanaceae. The record is from RefSeq and is a predicted model, not a curated record.
ACAAACCCCACGCUUUGUCGACAACAAAACAAAAUCUCUUUAACCUCAUCUCUCUCUCUCUCUCUCUCUCUCUCUCUCUCUCACUACACAGCUUUAAUUGAACCCCCCCUAAAACUUCAAUUCCUCUCUCUCUAUAUCUUCACCAAACAUAUUUACACAGAAACUACAAUCUUGAACUUGUUCUUGCCAUAAAUUCUUUGUAAAAGCUGGAGCUUUUUGGUGAAUUCUUAUUGUACUUUUUCUGGGUUUUUGAUGAACUAAAUAACCCAGAAAGGAAUUUCUGAUUCUUUAUCUUGUUGGUGAGUUCAUACCAAAUUUGUCCUUUUUGGGUCUUUUGCUCUGUUUUCUGCCUGAUGAAUUGGCCAUUUCUUGCAAAAUUUGUCCUUUUUUGCAAAUUUUAGCUCUGUUUUUACUGUGUUUUCUCCUUGGUGAAUUGGUCAUUUCUUGCAAAGUUUGUCCCUUUUUGCAAAUUUUAGCUCUGUUUUUACUCUGUUUUCUGUUUGGUGAAUUGGUCAUUUCUUGCAAAGUUUGUCUUUUUUUGGACUUUUUAUCUCUAUUUUCUGUCUUGUAAAUGUAAAUGGGGCCUGUAUUUUGUUAGUCCAAUUAAAGUACACAUUUCUCUUUGUUCUUUAAUUCUGAUUUAUUGGGAAAUUUUGAAUCUUUUUUUCAAGAAUCUUGAGAAAUCUUGAGUUUUGAUUUCAAGAAAUUAUCAAAGCCUUUGUUUUAACUACUUUUUGGCCCUUUUUUUGUGUAAAUUUGUGACAAUGUUACAAGAUGAUGGUUCAUCAUCAGUGACCUCAUCAUCACCUCUUCAGAAUUUUCCAAUGAUGUCACUUUCACCUACUUUUAAUUCACCGUACAAUUGGCUCAAGGAGUUGAAAUCUGAGGAAAGAGGUUUAUAUCUAAUUCACCUUUUGCUCACUUGUGCUAACCAUGUAGCUGCUGGCAAUCUUGAGAAUGCUAACAUUGCACUUGACCAAAUCUCUCAAUUAGCUUCUCCUAAUGGAGAUACAAUGCAACGAAUCGCCUCGUAUUUCGCUGAGGCGCUUGCUGAUAGGAUACUGAGAUCUUGGCCUGGUAUUUAUAAGGCCUUGCAUUCGACUAAGUUGUCGAUUGUAUCAGAAGACAUACUGGUCAAGAAAAUGUUUUUCGAGUACUUUCCGUUCAUGAAAGUAGCUUCUUUGAUCACGAAUCAAGCGAUCAUCGAAGCUAUGGAAGGAGAAAAGAUGGUUCAUAUUGUUGAUCUCAAUGCUUCUGAACCCCUUCAGUGGCGCGCGCUGCUUCAGGAUUUGAGCGCGCGCCCUGAAGGACCGCCCCAUUUGCGGAUUACGGGGGUUCAUCAGCAAAAGGAAGUGUUAGAGCAAAUAGCACAUGUUCUAACAGAAGAAGCUGAAAAGUUGGAUAUCCCUUUUCAGUUCCAUCAAGUAGUUAGCAAAUUGGAAAAUCUUGAUGUUGAAAAACUACGAGUUAAAACCGGGGAGGCAUUGGCGAUUAGUUCAGUUAUGCAAUUGCACACUCUUCUUGCACAUGAAGAUGAACACCAAAAGAAAUCUCCUUUGGGUCUCAAGCAUAUGAAUGGCCUUCAUUUGCAAAGGGCAUUACUCAACCAAAAUACUUUAGGGGACUUGCUCGAAAAGGAAACAGCUAAUGUUUUUAGUCCGGGAAAUGAAUCGGCAUCUUCAUCUCCGCUAUCUCCGACUGCAUCAGCAAAGAUGGACGGAUUCCUCCACGCGUUAUGGGGUUUGUCUCCAAAGGUCAUGGUGGUCACAGAACAAGAUUCGAACCACAAUGGAACGACCCUUAUGGAAAGGCUAUCCGAGUCAUUGUAUUUUUACGCUGCAUUAUUCGAUUGUCUUGAGUUCACACUACAGAGAACGUCAUUAGAGCGAUUAAAGGUUGAGAAAAUGCUAUUCGGCGAGGAGAUCAAGAAUAUCGUAGCGUGUGAGGGAGUCGAGCGGAAGGAAAGGCACGAAAAACUGGAUAAGUGGUUUCAAAGAUUCGAUGGAGCCGGUUUCAAGAAUGUGCCUCUGAGUUAUUAUGCAAUGUUGCAGGCAAGGAGAUUGUUGCAGAGUUAUAGUUGUGAAGGAUACAAGAUUAAAGAAGAGAAUGGUUGCGUGGUAAUUUGUUGGCAAGAUCGCGCUCUUUUUUCAGUAUCUGCUUGGAGAUGUAGGAGGUGAGAUUUAGACCAAGUAUUACAAUCAAGGGGAAUUUGAAUUGUUUUUUCUUCCCUUCUCUUUUGUAAUGCACUUUGUAGGAAGGAACUUUUGUGUAGUGAAACUUGUCAUGGAAAUUGUAAUCUUUCUAAUAGUCUUGUUGUUGCCCUCUUUCUUUGUAUACAGUUUCACAAUAUGUUUUAGUUCCCUAAGGUAACAUAGCAUUCUGAUUGUCCCUAA